Centruroides sculpturatus (bark scorpion) is the source of this 558-nucleotide messenger RNA. RefSeq names its product baculoviral IAP repeat-containing protein 5-like (gene Det). The coding region runs from base 69 to 533 and encodes 154 amino acids. Lineage: Eukaryota; Metazoa; Arthropoda; Arachnida; Scorpiones; Buthidae. The record is from RefSeq and is a predicted model, not a curated record. The transcript has 4 exons.
UAAUUUGGCUAUGAAAAAUAAUAUUUUGGUCAUUUGGCAGUUGUAAUUUAAAAAUUUGAAUUUGAAUAAUGGCGGAAGUGGAAGAGAUGUGUUUAGAGGAUGCUUUGAUUAAAAAUUUAGAUUUCGAACAUUGUUUAGAAGAAGAACGGCUGAAAUCUUUCAAAAACUGGAGUUUUAAAAGUGGUUGCGCCUGCACAGCAGAAAAGAUGGCAGAAGCUGGAUUUUAUCACUGUCCGACCGAUGAUGAACCGGAUCUAGUGCGCUGUUAUGUUUGCUUUAAAGAAUUAGAUGGUUGGGAGGCCAAUGAUGAUCCUUGGAAAGAACAUGAAUCACACUCGUCAAACUGUCUGUUUGUCAAAAUUCAUCAGAAAGAAGCCGAACUCACCAUCGAAAAUUUUUUAAAAUUGGAAUGUGAAAGGCAUAUUAAUAAAUUAAAAAAGUUAGCAGAAUUACGAAUCAAAGAAUUUAGAGAACAAGGUGAAAAGGCCAAAGAAAAGUUGAAGGAAAUUUUGCUUGAACAAUGUUUGGCUUAAUUUGUUUUUUUUUUUUUUUUUAUAA